Molecule: messenger RNA, 1080 nt
Organism: Talaromyces rugulosus
Lineage: Eukaryota; Fungi; Ascomycota; Eurotiomycetes; Eurotiales; Trichocomaceae
Exons: 5
Coding region: 1-1080 (359 amino acids)
Molecular function (GO): glycosyltransferase activity
Source: RefSeq, a predicted model, not a curated record
AUGCCGCUGGUCUCACCCAAGCUACUGCGCGCUACUGUCAUUGCUCUUGUCUUGAUACUGAUUGUUGCACUAUGGCAAUUCCAAAGCAACACCUUCCAACAACUGUCGCAUUUGAAUCAUAUCAACGGCAAUGGCGAUAAUGGCAACAUAAAUGAGAAUGGGGCUUCGUCAUCUCUCACUGCCGUAGCUGCAGGUACCAUCGACUGGUCUCGCUUCGCAUACGUUCAAUAUGUCACGAAUACAGCAUAUCUAUGCAACUCUGUAAUGCUCUUUGAGAUUUUGAACCGACUGCAAAGUAAAGCAGACCGCCUACUGAUGUAUCCAUCUAGCUUUUCAGUGGACACAGAAGAUGACUCGACUGAAAGCAAGCUUCUUCGCAAAGCCCGCGAUGAGUACAAGGUGAAACUUGUACCAAUCUUGGUGCAGAGCCGAUCUGGAGGCGAUUCAACAUGGGCCGAGAGCUAUACCAAACUCCUCGCAUUCAACCAAACCCAAUAUGACCGUGUUCUAAGCUUGGAUUCGGAUUCAACGAUUCUCCAAACUAUGGACGAGCUAUUUUUGCUUCCAUCCGCACCUGUUGGAAUGCCCCGUGCCUACUGGCUUAAUUUUGCUGAACCUGUUCUAAGCUCUCAAUUAGUGCUGAUACAGCCGUCGGAAUUUGAGUUUAAGCGCGUCAUGGAUGCCAUCUCCUCGGCCAGUUCAAGGGAUUACGACAUGGAAAUUGUCAAUAACCUAUAUAAAGACAGCGCUUUUAUUUUACCUCAUCGACCGUACAAUUUAAUAACUGGGGAGUUCCGUUCAAAGCAGCAUUCAGAUUACAUGGGAAAUUCUGAAGAGCAAUGGGACCCGGAAAAAAUACUGCAUGAGGCCAAGUUUUUGCAUUUCUCUGACUGGCCAGUUCCUAAGCCAUGGGUACCUGCCAGUCCCUCUGUUAUUCAAGGGAAGCAACCCACGUGCGACAUGAAUCUCGUAACCGGCCACGAAGAUAAUUGCCGGGCCCGGGAUAUCUGGUUAGGAUUCUACGAUGACUUUGCUCGCCGACGAAUGUACCUCAGUGAAAGGGAAAGCGACGCGAGAUAG